AUGGCGGCGGAAGGCUGCGAGGAGAUGAGCGGCAACGGGGAGCUCGAAGAGUCUUCAGCCAUGGAGGCUUCUGAGGAUCCUGCAGCGCCUCCCACUGAGAUGGCAGACUUGUCCGAGGAGAACGGCAGUCCCGCCGUGGCCCCUGAGGUCCCCGUAGCCCCCGACCCCGCCACCUUCUCGAUGCCCCCAGCUGCAGAGGACGAGGAAGGAGAACUGCCCGCAGACUUUGAGCGCCUGUGGAAAGCUGCCCACGACAAUCCUCAAGACUUCACCGGCUGGACUGACCUGCUGCAGUACUGCGAGCAAGAGGGUCACGUCACAGCGUCACGCAGAGCCUUAGAGGCUUUCCUUGUUCGAUACCCGCUCUGCUACGGCUACUGGAAGAAAUAUGCCGAUCUGGAGCGCCGCGCUGGAUACAACAACAAAGCAGAGGAGGUGUGUGUUCAGGGUCUGCAGGUGAUCCCUCUGAGUGUAGAUCUGUGGAUCCACUACAUCAAUCUGCUGCUGGGAACUCUGGACAUGAACCUGCCGGAGUCGCCCACACGGAUUCGCAGUGUGUUUGAGGAUGCGGUUUUGGCAGCAGGUCUGGACUUCCACUCAGACCGGCUUUGGGAUCUCUACGUGGAGUGGGAGAAGGAGCAGGGGAACAUGAAGAAUGCAACAUCCGUCCUGGACAGAGUCCUCAAAGUCCCCACCCAGCUCUACAACACCCACUACGAAAAGUUCAAGGAACACCUGAACGGCCACGAGCCCAAAGAGGUGCUUUCCACGGAGGAGUAUGAGGAGCUGAGGGCGCUGUGCCGUCAGAGUCAGAAGGCAGAGCGGGCCGAACAGGCCCAGGAGGAGGAGGAGGAGAGGCCGCCAGGGGAGGAAGAGCCCGCCACCCCAGAGGGCACAGACACGGAGGAGCUGAUGCAGAAGAUCAGGGAACAAGUUCUGAUUCACAGGGACAAAGUGUACCAGGACAACGAGGGAGAAGUCCGCAAGAGAUGGCACUUUGAAGAUGCUAUCAAACGUCCCUACUUCCACGUCAAGCCACUCGAUCGCCUCCAGCUGCGGUCCUGGCAUACCUACCUGGACUGGGAGACUGCUCAGCUGAACAAGGACACCAAAGACCCCCAAGACCCCCAACAAGAUCCAAACCAGGCAGCCACAGAGGUCUCAGAGGUCACAGCCCAGCCUCAGGAGGAAUCAGAGGAUGCGCCAGUUACUCAUGAUGACUACAGGGUCCGCAUCCUGUACGAGCGCUGUCUAAUCGCCUGCGCUCUGUACGAGGAGUUCUGGAUCAGGUACACUCAGUACCUGGAGGUGCAGAGUGUGGAUGAGGCGCGUGCUGUUUUCAAACGGGCCUGUGAGGUCCACCUGAUGUACAAACCCAACAUCCACAUGCAGUGGGCCACCUUCGAGGAGAGGCAUGGUGACUUAACUGAGGCCCGGCGAGUGCUGGAGGCCCUGGAGAAAACACUUCCAGGGUUGGCGGUGGUCCGUCUCCGCAGGGCGGCUUUAGAGAGGCGAGCGGGCCAGCUGGACCAAUCGGAGGCCCUGCUGCAGGAGGCGGUGGCUGAAUCCAAAGAGAAGCCCACGUUACACGCUUUUUAUUCCAUCAAGCUGGCUCGUCUGCUGCUGAAGCUGGGCAGGAACCCGAGCAGAGCCCGCAGAGUUUUACAGGAGGCGCUGGAGAUAAGUCCGGAUAACGAUAAGCUGCACCUGAACCUGUUGGAGCUGGAGGUGUCGGGCGACCCCUGGGCCUCCACUGAGGCGGUGCAGGAGUGUGUGACACGAGCGCUGGCAGCUCCCCUCGCCCCGCACACUAAGAUCCUCUUCUCACAGAGAGGCCUGCAGUUUGCAGAGGACUACAGCAACUCUAUCCAGAGCGUGCUGUCGGUCUAUGAGGAACACCAGAAACUGCUGAGGGAGCUCGGCGGAACCAAGAGAGGAGCAGAGAACGGAGAUGAGGACCCUGAGAAGCUGAGCAAAAGUGAGGACGGCUCUGCUGUCGCCGUGUCUGCACAAGUCCCACCUACCAUGCCGCACGUCCCCAUCACGACACCGCCUCCUCCUGUGAUGGGCACCGACGCCAGCUCACAGGCCGCAUACGGGGGAUACAGCAGCUGGUACCAGCAACCACAAUACGGCAGCUACGGCUACCAGAACACCUGGAACUACAACCAAGGCUACUAUCCUCCCAGCUAAAGGGGAAAAACAAUGAUUGUGACACCACAAAGCCCCCUGCAGAUGGUUUGAAUCAGGAUGGCCCCUCAGCUGAACAGCAAACUGAACCACCCAGUGCUGCCGGUCCACCUGCUAAAAUUAUAUCCCAGCAUCCUUUCCUCUCCGUCCUUCCUCCGAGUUACCUCACUGUCCUGGGUUUGUUUCAGCCAGAGGAAGGAGUUGAGCUCUUUUAGCAUGCCGUGUCAUUUCAGUGUCGAUUCUGAAGGACGGGUGGAAAGAUGAUGAAAGGAAAGAGUGAUGCUUCCAUUCUCAAUACAUCAGCAUCUUGCCAUUUUAAUCAGAACUAUUUUUGUAUUUGUUUGCAAGCCCAACCCCCUUUGCUCCUGUUUUAAAGUCAUCCAGUUUAUUCAACUUGACAGGUGAUGUAUGAUUGACAUUUUGUACCAUUCCAGAGUAGGCUAUUUGUUGUUUUUUCUAAUGUAUAUAAAGGUGUUUUAUAGUG
Centropristis striata (black sea bass) is the source of this 2674-nucleotide messenger RNA. Its product is annotated as pre-mRNA-processing factor 39. Gene Ontology annotation, cellular component: U2-type prespliceosome; commitment complex; U1 snRNP. The record is from RefSeq and is a predicted model, not a curated record. Bases 1 to 2193 code for a protein of 730 amino acids. Gene Ontology annotation, molecular function: protein binding. Gene Ontology annotation, biological process: RNA processing; mRNA 5'-splice site recognition. The transcript is spliced from 15 exons. NCBI's taxonomy places the organism in Eukaryota, Metazoa, Chordata, Actinopteri, Perciformes, Serranidae.